AUGCCUUCGGUCGUGGAACCCAAUGCCUGGGUGGCGCUCCGGCUGCCCUCUGAGAUGGUCAAGGUGCUACAAGUAGUACCAAAUACAGCCAUCUCACUGGGCAAAUACGGUGCUUUCCCCAGCAACCUGAUUAUAGGACGCCCUUACCACCUCACAUACGAAAUACUCGACAAGGAAGCCGACGAGAAGCUCAGCAGACUUCGUGUUGUGCCGACCGACGAGCUCUACGCAGAUAUCUUUGCGGACGAAGCCCGCGAGGAGGGCAGCUCUGCAGAUGACUUGGACAACAUCAUAACCCCAGCCAAUGGUGUCGAAUACAGCCUCGUGGAUGCCCAGACCAAUGCGGUCGUCGCCAAGAGCAACAUCGAGGCCAUUGACGAGAAGGCGCGGCAGCUGCUGAGCUCGGAAGACAUCGAGGAGCUGAAGAAGCACGGCGCCAAUGCGGGCAAGGACCUGGUUGCCCAGUUGAUGCUGUCGCAUACGGCACUGGACGAGAAGACUUCCUUCUCGCUAUCCAAAUACAAGAUCCUUAAGACCAAGAAGUUCAUCCGGCGCUUCUCUGUGAGCCCGCUCGACCCUCUGGCGCUGGGCAACUUCCUCAUAGACGAAAAGGAUGUCGGUCCCAAGAUCCUGGAGAUGAGGGAGGAAAUGGUGGCGCUCUUGGGCUGUUGGGCGAACAUCCACUAUGGAGGAGAGGAGUCUUUUCACGACGCUCCCGUUCCUGGCGCUACUGUCGCUCGGGACGGUGUAGAGAAGGUGUUGCCUUCUCAGUCAGAGCAAAAGCAGGGCCGGUGGCUGGUGAUCGAUGACACCGGAGGUCUCCUCGUUGCAGCAAUGGCGGAGCGCAUGGGCAUACUCUACCCAGAGAACGCAGAGUCAAAGGCGGAGCAAGGAACAGACACAGAGACGGCCGAGUUGCCCGAGGAGACCUCCGAGUCCGCUCCCCCUAGGCGCAAAUUCGUCCACCGCGACGACUUCCACAUCCCGUAUGCGCGUACCAACACCAUCACCACCAUCUAUCCCAACACCCAAGCGAACCUCGCCUACCUUCGCUACUUCGGCUUCGACCCGGCCGACAACAACCCGCCCCCACACCCGCUCAACACCCACCUCAUGGGCCUCACAUGGCUGCAGCUCGUGGACCCGGACAGCGACUACACCUACCGCGCUACGCCGGAAGAGAUCGACGACGAGACGUUGGCCACGCUCAAGGCCGCCCGGCGGGGCAACUACCACCGGAAGCGGCGCCGCUGGGCGCGCACGCGGCACAUCGUGAACACAGCGCGGGCGGGCGAGUACGACGGCCUCGUCGUCGCCACGCAGAUGGACCCCGUCUCCGUCCUGCGGCACACGCUUCCGCUUCUGGCCGGCGGUGCGCCCAUCGCCGUGUACUCGCCGUCGGUCGAGUACCUGUCCAACCUGGCCGACUGCUUUAGCAUCGCGCGGCGCACGGCCUGGACGAACCCCGCCGACGCGCCGGCCGAGACCCGGGGCAAGAGCGCCGAGGAGCUGGAGCGGUGGCAGGGCGACGACGAGUUCCCGCUCAACCCGACGCUGGUGGUGGCGCCGAGCGUGCAGACGAGCAGGGCGCGGAAGUGGCAGGUGCUGCCGGGCCGGACGCACCCCGUGAUGUCGAGCAAGGGCGGAGCCGAGGGAUAUGUCUUUACGGCGUGGCGGGCGAUGCCUGCGGAGGGACGGAUCGAGGCUAGGGGACGAUACAAGAAGCGGAAGGUUGCGGAGGAUGCAUGA
Thyridium curvatum is the source of this 1749-nucleotide messenger RNA. RefSeq lists its product as uncharacterized. Gene Ontology annotation, cellular component: nucleus; tRNA (m1A) methyltransferase complex. Gene Ontology annotation, biological process: tRNA methylation. Bases 1 to 1749 code for a protein of 582 amino acids. The record is from RefSeq and is a predicted model, not a curated record. The transcript has 2 exons. NCBI's taxonomy places the organism in Eukaryota, Fungi, Ascomycota, Sordariomycetes, Thyridiales, Thyridiaceae.